AUGUCUGUCGGGCCUGCGACAAAUCGCCAUGCAGCCGACGAGGAGGCUCGAGCCGAAGUCGAUGUGCUAAACUCGCGUCUAGAGAAGACAGCCCAAUUGACAAAGAAGAUUCAGGCAUGCAUGGGGAGGCUGGAAUCUACGGGCAAGAGUGUGCGCGAGGUCGCUGGUCCCCUGAGCGGGGAGACGAAGAAGCUACAGAUCCUAGGAAAUAACAUCGAUGGCGUCCUCUCCGCAAUCGAGCGCUUGCGUCAGCCGGCCGACAGCAAAAACGAUGAGGAACAGAUCAUUCGUGCUGGCCCAGACAGGAUCGGCUUGUCGAACUACCUGGCCUCCAUCAAGCGUCUCAGCAAAUCGCUAGCCGACAUGCAGGCCUCCAAUCUCCGCGCCAACCAGCAGACCAUGUCGGAACUUACACGCUUGAUUAAGUCUGGCAACUCCCAACUUGAGAGUCACUUCGAUAAGUUGCUUCGGGGAGAAACACCUCGCUCAGUAGAACCGCUCCACUAUAUCACAAAGGAUGUGCCGUUUCCUGUUCUGUCACAGGACAAGGUUACGCGUCUUGGCUUGGUCAACGCCUAUAUAUCCAAUAAUCACCGCCAGAACGGGGGUGCUGCCGCUCCUCAAGAUUCUUCUACCGCCAAGAUAUACGCCGAAAUCCGCGGGCCCUAUCUGUCUUCUACACUGGCAAAUCUGGCCGCCGCGAGCGUAAACACGACUAAGAAAAAGAAUCCCGACGCCAUCUAUCGCGCAGGCGCCAACGGAAUUGGCACAUACGCUCAGGCAAUGGAGGGUCUGUUUUUGGCCGAAUACGACAACAUCUGCAGCAUAUUCACCCGCGAAGACUGGGGCCCCCUAUUCCAGGCCACAUGUCAGGCCGCCAUGGCUGAGUUGGCCCGCACGCUACGAGAAUUGAACAAUCACAUCAAGUCUCACCUCCACACCGACUGCUACCUUGCCUAUGAGAUAACCGAAAUCAUGUCAGGCUUGUCAAGUAACCUCGAAACGCGUACUGGCGAGCUCAAAUCCUCCCUUGCAGCAGCCCUUCGGCCCGUUCGUGAGACCGCCAAAUUAUCGCUGGGGGAGUUGCUAGAGGAUACCAGGCGAAGAGUUACCGCCAUGCAGACACUUCCUCAAGACGGCGCUCCGAUAUCAAUCGUGUCCGAGACAAUGCAGCGUCUACAGACCAUGGUCGAGUUUUUGCGCCCUGUCUCCAGCAUAAUGUUCUCCUUGGGCGAUGGUGGCUGGAAGUCCAGCGCUGCUACUGAUGGACGGUCUACCGAUGUGAUACCGAGCCUGGCUUCGUUCGAUAUCGGCGCUGAUGGCAAAGAAAUCUUUGCACACUAUUGCGCAGAUACAGUUGACAUGCUGAUGUCAUCACUUGACCAGAAAGCGAAGAUGGUCCUCAAGGGACGAGGCAUCAUCGGGGUGUUUCUCGCCAAUAGCGUGGUCAUCAUUGAGCGGAUGAUUCGUGACUCGGAUCUGGCCCCCUUGUUGGAGCAGCGGAUGGGCAUGUUGGACCAGUGGCGCAAGAAGGCGACUUCCAUGUACACGAUGGACUGCAAGGAAGUUUCUACCCACUUGUUUGAUGUUAUUCACACGAGCAAGCAGCGACCAACGUCCGGGCAAGCUGAUUCAGCCUCUAUCCUCAAGGGCCUGAGCAGCAGGGACAAGGACAACAUCAAGGGUAAGUUCCAGGCGUUUAACGCAUCAUUUGACGAGAUGGUCACCCGUCACAAGUCAUAUAACAUGGAAAGAGAAGUACGCCAAAUGUUUGCCAGGGACAUUCAGCAAAUGCUUGAGCCUUUGUACAACAGAUUCUGGGACCGAUACCAUGAGGUCGACAAGGGCAAGGGCAAGCAUGUGAAAUACGACAAGGCUGGCAUCGCCGCUGUAUUCAUGACCCUCUACUGA
Molecule: messenger RNA, 1911 nt
Organism: Colletotrichum aenigma
Lineage: Eukaryota; Fungi; Ascomycota; Sordariomycetes; Glomerellales; Glomerellaceae
Gene: exo70
Product: Exocyst complex protein exo70
Exons: 2
Coding region: 1-1911 (636 amino acids)
Biological process (GO): exocytosis
Cellular component (GO): exocyst
Molecular function (GO): phosphatidylinositol-4,5-bisphosphate binding
Source: RefSeq, a predicted model, not a curated record